CCCCACAAGAGUUGCCAUUUCCAGUAUCUCCCUAGUACUGACAUUGGUCCAAUUUCGCCGUUUGCAAUUGCACUUCAUUCAAAUACAACCAGAGAUCAUGGGCAAAGACAAGACGCCUAGCAUUGGCGAGCAACAUGGAGAGGACGAGCAGCCCGGAGAGAUCAUUACAAAAGACCAAGAUGUUGACCCAGCGCUGAAGAUGACCGGCGGCACGGUCGUCGAGUUCACGCCCGAAGAAGAAAAGCAAGUGUUGACGAAGAUCGACCUGCACAUGCUGCCAUUGAUGUGCUGGGUAUUACGGUAACAAAAUCGAAAGACGGCAGAUGUCUGUAAAAAGGUAACUAGAAAGACCAAGAA
This is a messenger RNA of Aspergillus glaucus CBS 516.65, 357 nucleotides long. RefSeq lists its product as uncharacterized. Lineage: Eukaryota; Fungi; Ascomycota; Eurotiomycetes; Eurotiales; Aspergillaceae. The record is from RefSeq and is a predicted model, not a curated record. The transcript has a single exon. The coding region runs from base 98 to 304 and encodes 68 amino acids.